AUGCCAUGUCCCCUGAGAGUUCCUGGAGCAUAUUUUGAAACGUUUCAACUAUUAAUAGGAAGUUAUUCAUUAUGCAUCGUGAUAACACCAAUGUUGGAUUUUGGAGCAGCUCACGCUUUAAAAGAGUCUCUGAAAGCCGCUCAGAUCUUUUUUGCUCUCAUGAGAGUGUCGUCGCUUAACAGUUUCAUUUUUCUAAGUACUAAUAUGCUAAAGAUUGUUGACAUACUGUCAACACCCUUUAAAAGUCAUCCGAAAACUCAAGAGCCGAGAACGGAAAAGGCGUGCAGCCUUUGUCUCCUUGUUUUUCGUGGACAGGUGUUUGAUAGUGAAGAAGGGAAGGAGCCAAGAUACGUCAAUGGUUGUAUUAACGUGAACGAUUCGGUACGACGUUGA
Loa loa (African eye worm) is the source of this 393-nucleotide messenger RNA. RefSeq lists its product as hypothetical. Bases 1 to 393 code for a protein of 130 amino acids. NCBI's taxonomy places the organism in Eukaryota, Metazoa, Nematoda, Chromadorea, Rhabditida, Onchocercidae. The record is from RefSeq and is a predicted model, not a curated record. The transcript has 3 exons.